UAUGGAGUACGAAUUACCAUCAUUAUCAGAACCUUUUACUUGGAUCUCAUAUGCUAUUCUGGGAUCAUUAGUUGGGUUGGCAUAAGCAGGGGGAAUCGGAGGAGGUCCUAUUGUUUCACCUGUUAUGAUGGUUUUAUUGGGAUGUUCAAGUAAACAAGCUAUCUGGAAUACAUACAUAAUGUUAUUUGGAGGGAGCAUAGGUAAUUAUGCAAGGUUAGGAAGAGAAAGAGUAAUUAUCAAUUUAAUAUGGUAAUUAGAUUUCAGGUGGGAAUAGUCCAUUAAUCAAUUAUUAAUUAGUAUAGAUAACACUUCCAUUACUCUUAGCAGGAGCCAUUUUAGGAGUUGCAACUGGGAAAUGGUUACCAAAAAUAGUUAUAGUGUUAUUUUUAUUUGCCAUUUUAUUAAAUGUAUUUCUGAAGACAAAGAAUGUAUACAAAAAAAUUAGGGAAAAAGAAAAAAAUGAAAAUCUUUUAUAAGUUGAGAUGAAAGAAUUUAUGUUAACUGAUUAUAGUAUGGUGCCUUAAGAUCUAUAAUAGAUUAUGGAGAAUGAAUCUAAGCUAUAUCCUAUUGAAAAUCUAAAAGAGAUAGCCUUCUCAGUGAUUUUAGUAGUAGCAUUGACUUUACUAAAAGGAGCUGCGACGAUUCCUUCUAUAUUAGGUAUAGACUAUUGUGGAUACGGAUUUCAUGCAAUCAACUUUAUCAUUUUUGCUAUAGGAUAUUAUAAUGUUUAAAGAUAUAGAUAAUAGAUUAAGAAAGAUGAGGAAUUUAAAGAAGCAGUGGGUUAUGAUUUUUCUGGAGGGAAAAUAAGUGAUGUAUUUGAAAUUACUGUGAAAUCAAGUAUGAAAGCAGGCUUUUUAGGCGGGUUAGUUGGUUUAGGAGGAGGUGUAGUAUUAACACCUAUUUGGCUUGAAACAGGAAUACAUCCUCCAAGGGCUGCUGCAUCUGCUACUUUUACUGUAAUGUUUACUUCAUUUAUAUCUGUAUUUAUAAUUGCUUUGUCAGGAGGUUAUCAUUUAUCUCAAUUUUUGAUCUUGGCAGUAAUAAUUCAUAAAAAUUAAUAGAGUGUAUCUGGAUGUGGUAGUUAUAUGAUAGCAGGAAUCUUAAAAAAAUUAGUUAAGAAAUAUAAAAGAGAAUCAAUUAUUAUUUAGGUGUUACUAAUUGUAAUUGCCUUUGGAUUGAUUGUUUUACCUCUUUAAUCAAUAAAAGAUGUAUAUUAUAAUCCAUCUUCAUCUAUAUAAUUUGGUCGUUUGUGUUGAG
Messenger RNA from Paramecium pentaurelia, 1257 nucleotides. The record is from the annotation of a GenBank genome assembly. NCBI's taxonomy places the organism in Eukaryota, Ciliophora, Oligohymenophorea, Peniculida, Parameciidae.